GAUAUGGUGCUGAGCGGCCGUGCCUUGCAGUAGCCCACGGUACCUAAGGUAGUUUACCUUAUCUACGAGGUUCUUCUGACAAGCCCGCGAGUCAGAGAUUCCCGGUGUGGGUUGUGACGGAGCCGAGUCUACAGUCGACUCCCGGACCUCACCACCAUGGGUGGAAAUGCUUAGACUUUUGCUUCUGUCCUGUUUGCGUGCGUUGUCACCCAAAGACCCGCCGAAAAGCCCCUGGUCUUUUUAUCGAGGAGGAGGGUGAGGGCGAGGGUGAGGAAGAUGAAGAGGAAGAGGAGGAGGACCACGCCGCUUCGCUCCUCACAAUGAUGAGGAGCGAGGAUUGCGAGGAGCACUCAUCGCCAUUAAAAACGCUGGCAAAUCCAUUCGAACUCUUCUUCAUUCCGUCCCUCAACUUGUCAUUUCAAUCCACCCAUCUCAUCUCAAUCGCGGUCACGACAAACAAGAAAUCACGUCCCCCACUAUCACAACCGCCAAGAUGUCUUCCAACCAAGCUCAACACCCCUCUCAAUACACCACCAUCCCUCGGCCCCGACAAGAACAAUUCUCAAACGCAUUUACAUAUCAACAACCAAACGGCUCUGACAGGCUUAAUACCUGGUUGUCCUCUCCCCCUUCCACAGCGCCAUUCCACAACAUCGCCGCCUACCGAACGCCGACCUCCGCUUCCGGCAGCGGUGCGAACGUGCGGGGCCCCGCCCCGGCUCCGAGCAGCAACGGUGCGACGUGGGGUAGCGGACACGGCCGUUAGAGUUGCGCGCGGACCUGGGCCUCGCCGAAUGCCGAAUGGCAGCCACCCGACGUGGAACCUGAGUGCAACUUAUUUUCGGGCGUUUUAAGGACGGAAGCUUGGAUGGGUAUACGGGCGUUAGGGUAAAAUGGCGAGAGUCAAUUGGACAGGCCCGAAGGCUUGGGGAACAGGAUGGUUUACUUCCAGAUGACAUUUUUCGGGAUGCUACUGCGUUUAUGGAGCAACAGGACAAUCAAUAUUACCACAUAACUUUUCUA
Molecule: messenger RNA, 1023 nt
Organism: Colletotrichum phormii
Lineage: Eukaryota; Fungi; Ascomycota; Sordariomycetes; Glomerellales; Glomerellaceae
Exons: 1
Coding region: 321-854 (177 amino acids)
Source: RefSeq, a predicted model, not a curated record